AUGGACGUCGUGCUCGAAUUGGCAGACACGUUCUUGUUCGACCCUCUAUACGCCACUCUCCUUCCCGCCUCUACAUGGUCCUUCGCCGGCAAUGCGACCGUCUCAAGCAUCAGAGAGGAGCCCACCGCUUUCGCCGUGCCACAUGCGACUUGGCAGUACGAGCCCUCGACGCAGUUCUUCUCCGUUGAGCCCUCCAAGUAUGCCUACAUGAGCCAAUGGACGCGUGACGACUGGCGACGACAGGCCCUGUCCUUGUACCUCAUCACAUGGCUCUUUGGCGUACUCGUCUACUACGUCUUCGCAGGCGCCUCGUACUACUUCGUCUUUGACAAGGCCACCUUCAACCACCCACGAUACCUCAAAAACCAAAUCAAGCAAGAGAUGAAACAGGCCAACAUCGCCUUCCCCAUCAUGGCCAUCUUCACCGUGCCCUGGUUCUUGCUCGAGGUCCGCGGAUACUCUAAGCUGUACGAUACCGUAGACCAGGGCCCGGGACUCUGGUACAACUACCUGCAGUUUCCGCUCUUCUUCCUCUUCACCGACUCGGCCAUCUACUGGAUCCACCGUGGUCUGCACCACCCCCGCGUCUACAAGUACGUCCACAAGCCACACCACAAGUGGAUUAUGCCGACUCCCUUCGCCUCGCAUGCCUUCCACCCCGCCGACGGCUACGCUCAGGGUCUGCCCUACCACAUCUUCCCCUUCAUAUUCCCUCUGUCCAAGUUCGCAUACGUCUUCCUCUUCGUCUUCGUCAACAUCUGGACGGUCCUGAUCCACGACGGCGAGUACGCGCACAACUCUCCUAUCAUCAACGGCGCCGCCUGCCACACCAUGCACCACCUAUACUUCAACUACAACUACGGACAGUACACUACCCUCUGGGACCGCCUUGGAGGAAGUUACAGGAAGCCCAACGACGAGCUCUUCCAAAAGGAGCUCAAGAUGUGUCAAAGCGAGUGGAACAAGCAGGCCGAAGCCGUCGACAAGAUGGUACAACAAGUUGAGGGCGAUGAGAAUAACCGCACAUAUGCUUCUGAGACGAAGAAGGUCCGCUAG
Alternaria burnsii is the source of this 1056-nucleotide messenger RNA. Its product is annotated as c-5 sterol desaturase desaturase. The transcript is spliced from 2 exons. Gene Ontology annotation, biological process: lipid biosynthetic process. Lineage: Eukaryota; Fungi; Ascomycota; Dothideomycetes; Pleosporales; Pleosporaceae. The record is from RefSeq and is a predicted model, not a curated record. The coding region runs from base 1 to 1056 and encodes 351 amino acids. Gene Ontology annotation, molecular function: iron ion binding; oxidoreductase activity.